Molecule: messenger RNA, 1428 nt
Organism: Ictalurus furcatus (blue catfish)
Lineage: Eukaryota; Metazoa; Chordata; Actinopteri; Siluriformes; Ictaluridae
Exons: 6
Coding region: 269-931 (220 amino acids)
Biological process (GO): response to bacterium
Source: RefSeq, a predicted model, not a curated record
CAAUUGCUUGACAUUCUGAAUAAAUCCUCAAAAAGUAUAUAAAGUUAUUUUAAAUGAAUUAAAAGAAUAAUAGAAUAUAAUGUUAAGUUAGGUUUGUUCAUUUUUGCCUUCUGCAUCAACGCUUCACUCUCCAUCCCAGUAGGUGGUGGAAAUGCAUCACAAGUUGUCCAUAAAGCCCCCAAAAAAGAAAGAAAGAGGAAUCUGGACCUGGUUUUCUACUGAACUCACAAGUUCAUUACCUCACUAUCACUUUGUCUAAACAGGAACGAUGAUCACACUCUUUGUCGCGCUUUACUCUCUUUUUUCUCUCUGCACAGCUGUAAAAACUUCUGACAUCAAGGAGCUUCAUGUGAAAACAGUAAAGCGUGGAGAAGAUGUAACUAUGGAGUGUAACAUGAGCAAGGACAAAAACAAAAAUAAUUUAGCUUGGUACAGACAGAGUUUUGGAAAAGUGCCUCAGUAUUUUGUAAGACGUUACGGGACUAAUAGCUACAGAUUUGAUGAUGAAUUUAAAGAUAGCCGCUUCAGUAUGACUGUAAAUGACCAGAAGUUUGAUCUCAACAUUAUCGGAACGAGAGAAGAUGAUGGAGGAGAAUAUUUCUGUGGAGAAGUGGAGGGAGCUACAAUAAAGUUCACAUCUGGAACACGUCUGCAAUUUGAAGGUGAAGAGAUGAAACACUCUCCUACACCUGGAACGGUUAACAUCAACACAGAUUCUGUUACACGCCAGGAUUCAAACUGCAGCCAUGGAAAAGGAGACAACUUUUGGAUUAUUGUCCUAAUGACCUCCAUUAUAAUAUCUCUUAUUGUAAUCGUGUUUCUGCUUGGAGUUUUAUAUAAAAAUCAGAGAAAAGGUGCUUCAUCAGGAAACCAUCAAACUCCCACCAAUCAGACUGAUGCUGGCUUGAUGUCUGGAACCGUUCUGCCUUGAGUUUUGCUAAGAAACCUUCAUCCACCUGAACAUCCAGAGAGAAGAUCCAUGAAGAUGUUUAUGCACAAGUUAAAAUAAAACGUCUAAUUAUUUACUCAGACACACUCACUUGUAGAAAAAUGUGUCAUAUUUUAAUCAGAUAAAAGCUUUUUUAUUGCUGUAAGUUUUAUCUUCUUUUUCACCUUCUUAAUGUACUAAUUUGCCUUACUUGAUGGAUUUUCUGCUUCACAAUUUACUUAAACAUUUGUUUUUGUGGACCGCUGUUCAUGAAUAUUAUAAUUACUUUAUAUUAGCUAAAACAUUUUUAUCUCCAGUACAUCUGUAAAUGUAAUACAUGUUCCACUUUUUUCAGAAAUACUAAGUGUCUUUAAGUGCAAGAGGGUUGAGUAUAAAGACAAGUGUUUACUGCAUUACUGAUGAGAUUCCACUGUUUAACCUGAAAUUAAUGUCCAGACAUGAAAUAUUAAAUCAGAUUAAAAAUGCAUAUUGAUGACUGA